Molecule: messenger RNA, 4536 nt
Organism: Nerophis ophidion (straightnose pipefish)
Lineage: Eukaryota; Metazoa; Chordata; Actinopteri; Syngnathiformes; Syngnathidae
Product: excitatory amino acid transporter 2-like
Exons: 11
Coding region: 287-1978 (563 amino acids)
Biological process (GO): L-glutamate transmembrane transport
Cellular component (GO): plasma membrane
Molecular function (GO): glutamate:sodium symporter activity; neutral L-amino acid transmembrane transporter activity; L-glutamate transmembrane transporter activity
Source: RefSeq, a predicted model, not a curated record
AGGUUUCAUCGCCAUUGUGAGGACAAAAAGAGGAGGGGCGGGGGUCCUGUGGGGGAGUCAAGCACCGAGUGUUGAGGUGAGGCAGAGCUCAUCAUUCCGUAGGCUCGUUAAGCUGCACAGCUCCUCGGAUUCUACUGAGACCAACCCCCUUCUGUGAGAGCUCCGUCAGACGCUCCUGUGCUGGACCGCAGUGUCUCUGUGCUGCUUCAACCUCUGUGACGCGGAUGCAACAAGACCCUGCACCCAAAACUUUAUCAUUUGAGGUUUGGAAUAAAGUGCCAACAGUAUGCCUAAACAAGUGGAGGUGAGGAUGCACGAGAGUCACCUGGAGCCCAUCGAGGCUCGGCCUCAGUCCAAAUGUGCCAGACUGUGUUCCAAGAUGUUCAAGAACCUUCUGCUCACUCUCACCGUCCUUGGUGUGAUCUUGGGAGCGGUGGCAGGGAUGUUGCUUCGUGUUGCCUCCCCAAUUCACCCGGACAUCGUCAUGGUGAUCGCCUUUCCUGGAGAUAUCCUCAUGAGGAUGUUGAAGAUGUUGAUUCUGCCUCUUAUCAUCUCCAGUUUAAUCACAGGUCUAGCAGGUUUGGAUGCAAAAUCCAGUGGGCGUCUGGGCACCAGGGCGAUGGUCUACUACAUGUCCACCACUAUAAUUGCCGCCAUCUUGGGAGUCAUCCUGGUGUUGGUCAUCCACCCUGGCAAUCCCAAACUGAAGGAAAACCUGGGAGAGGGCGAGAAAAACGACGAUGUGUCCAGCUUGGAUGCCUUCUUUGAUUUGAUCAGGAACCUGUUCCCCGAGAAUCUGGUGCAGGCUUGCUUUCAACAGAUCCAAACGGUGACAAAGAAGGUGGAAGUGGUUGUUGAGGAGAAUGUCAACGCCACCUCCGUGGAGGGCUUGUUGGCAAAUAUUACCAAGGAGCCUCAGUUCGUCGUCAAAAAGUCCCUGCAGUUCAAGAGUGGCAUGAAUGUUCUGGGUUUGAUUGGUUUCUUUAUUGCUUUUGGCAUCUGUAUGGGCAAGAUGGGCGAGAGGGCCAGACUGAUGAUUGAGUUUUUCAACAUCCUCAAUGAGAUCGUGAUGAAACUUGUCAUCCUGAUCAUGUGGUAUUCCCCCUUUGGUAUUGCCUGUCUGAUCUGUGGUAAGAUCAUCUCCAUCAAAGACUUGGAGGUGGUGGGCAGACAACUGGGCAUGUACAUGAUCACUGUGAUCGUUGGCCUCAUCAUCCAUGGAGUUAUCUUCCUGCCCAGCAUCUAUUUCGCCAUUGUCAGGAAGAACCCUUUCAAAUUCUUCUUGGGUAUCUUCCAGGCCUGGAUCACUGCCCUGGGAACUGCCUCCAGUGCCGGCACGCUGCCGGUCACUUUCCGCUGUCUGGAGGAGAAUUUGGGAAUUGACAAAAGAGUCACUCGUUUCGUGCUUCCGGUCGGUGCCACCAUCAACAUGGACGGAACUGCUCUGUACGAGGCCGUUGCUGCCAUCUUUAUUGCCCAGAUGAAUGGUAUCCACCUGGACCCUGGUCAGAUUGUCACUGUCAGUCUCACAGCUACACUCGCCAGUGUUGGAGCUGCCAGUAUUCCCAGUGCCGGACUGGUGACCAUGCUGUUGAUCCUGACUGCUGUGGGGCUGCCAACCCAGGACAUCAGUCUGCUGGUUGCUGUUGACUGGCUGCUGGACCGGUUCAGGACCUCUGUGAAUGUGGUUGGAGACUCGUACGGUGCAGGCAUCGUGUACCACAUGUCCAAGGCGGAGCUUGACGAGCUGGACGCGCAGGCGGCUAAAUCGGACGACAUCGAAAUGAUGACGAAGACCCCGUCUUAUUACGACGACAUGAAGAACCACCACGAAAACAAUUCCAACCAGUGCGUCUUAACGCCUACCGCAAAUGCUAACCCUUCUGUUGUAGUAGAUGAAUGCAAGGUAACCUCGGCCACAAACGGCUCUGCAGCGGAGUGCACGCUUGUUGAGGAGGAACCAUGGAAACAUGAAUAAUGGCAGCAAAGUGAUCCCCCUGCCCCUGGGCUCCUCAAGCUUUCCUAUAUGGUGAAAAAUAGGAUUGAAUGGAAAAAAAAAAAAAAAAAAAAAAACGUCACGUGAACAGACCUACUAAUUGUUUAUUAUGUAGUCUAGUUUUCAUUUUUAUUAGUCCCUUUAAGAUGUUUUUGUAACUGUUUCUCUGACUGAUAUAUCUACAGUAUACCACUAAUUCACUUAACCGUGAAAUGAUAACAGCACAAUUAUGUCCUUAAUAGCAGACUCUUGCACAACACACUUCAAGACUGAGGGAGGGAAGGGAAAGAACAAAACAAACCUUACUACACACUACUGCUAGCAAUAGAUUCCACUUCUGCUUUUCUACUAAGCACAAACCUCAAAGCGUCUCAGAGGAAUGGGGAUUUAAUGGAGGUUGUCAUGGCGACCGCUUCCUUCCUUUUCUUCCUUUCUUUGUAGUACCAUCACAAGCACACCUGCCAACAUCCUCGCUUCAUUCUCGGCAUGCACCUGGCUACAUUUCACCUAAUAUUACCCAGAAUUCCUGGGGAAGCCACAAAUUGAGUCAUGCCGACAUGAGAAUUUUCACGAUGGAACAUUUAAGCACAAUGUGUUCUUGUUUCGUUUACUAUACCCUCGAAAAAGGGACAUUUUUCUCCUGUGUUCGACCUCUGUGUGUGUCGGUGUGUGAACGUGUGUGUGUGUGUGUGUGCGUUCGGAGAGUUGGUAACACGAACAAGUGAGUCACUGGGACCAAACAGGCAGGUAAAAUAAAGUCUCCAACCUGCCACAUUUACACAAAUACAAUCAGUUUUUUUUCUGCAAAGUCUCAAUAUUUACAAGAAAGCUUGUCACUGCCCACAAGAGAAAUGACACUAAUGAAACCGACAGGUGUAAUUCCAUUAUGGCACAAUUGACUUGGCACAAAAAUAUGAUGCACUUAUUUUCGCAGGGCCCCCACAAUCCAAGAGGGCCCUGUUUUUCAUGAAAAAGGCCUGUCUAAAGUCGCAAUCAGUAUAAGACAGAGCGCUUCAUAUGAAAUGUUACCGGAAACAUAGCCUCUUCCUGCUCUGUCAUUGAAAAUAAUAUGAUGUCAAAUUUAAUCAGUUGUCUUCUGUGGCGCAUAGUUUUAGUGCUGUCAGGAUUGUACAACUUUAUGAUAAAUGUGUUGGUUGUGCUAACCAUUUGUUUGCCAUGAAUUUGUACACAAAUUAAAUUCCAGUUUGAUUUUAAAAAAUAAGAAAUAAAAAAAGUGUGAACAAAAUAAAAUUAAUGUAUCCUUCGGGCCUCAGUUUAGCUUGUCAAGAAUAGUUACUGGUAUCUGAGGCAGGCCUUUAUGUUUACUCCUUGGCAAGGAAUUAACGUUCACAACAGACCUAACUUGUACAUCCUCAGCACAACACUACGAAUAUUUGAUGGAAAAAAAAAAUAUAUGACUUUUGGUACACACCAGCACAAAAAAGAGCAAAUGUUUACAACAUCCAGGGAUUGUGGACUUAUGUGCAUCACCUAAAGGUUACUACUUUAAGUUCUGAUGGGACUCAGAUUGGAGUAUAAAGUUAGCACCAUUUGGCUGCCGGCUGGUAUUUUUAACAAGCACAAACACAGACGGAUUACGGAUAUUUAUACUCAGCUUUUGGAAGAGUCUGGUUUCGCCACGUGUACAAAAGCAAACAUUGCCUAUUUUCAGCCGCCAGAGCUCAAGACUGUUUCUACAAACCCUAGAUGCUGCAGCUGUGCGCUCAUAUCCAAGGAUCUACUCAUAGCGCAGGGAACACAUUCACUUGACUAUAACAAUAAAAUUAAUAAUAAUAAUAAUAAAACACACUCCUUUAGUACAAACUACGACGCAAAUGGACCAGUCCGUAUGAGUGAUUCCUGUGUCUUCGUAUCCUUGUCUCUUCACUUGUGUUUGACGACGACUUGGCCUUGACGAUGUUUGCGUGGGCGAGAAUAGAACAUAAAGGUGGAGUGCAGCUCUCAAAGCGCGCACUCGGUCCUCGUAACUAAGUGACACGCGCGCGGUCAUUUAUCGAAGAGCACGGCCCUGGCCAUCAGGACCAUGGACAGCAUCAUGAUGAGAGUUCCAACUCACUAUUUUUAAAAAGCAUGAGUAAAAUGAAACAAAACUUGUUUUUUUUUGUUUUUUUGCACCACUAUCUUAAAAAAAAGCAUGAUAUUUGAAGUGCCUCCUUGCACUUUUGUGUAUAUAUUGUAGUCAACAGUAUUUUGUUGUUAUUUGAUUUCAUCUCUUUGUCCCCUUCUGGGGAUUGUUGAAAUGGUAUAUAGACUAUAGUUACAUUUUAAAUGUAAUCCUCUAGGAAAAAAAUGUAUCAUCUACUGUAUGUCCCAAGUAGAAUUAGCUUAGACAAACUGCAGGAAAUUGUGUAUUAAAUUGCUUGUUUGCUCUUUUUUUUUUGUAUUCUCUAAUAAUGGUUAACUAGCUGCUUUCAGUAAUGCGGACGUUGUACCGAUCCGUUGUGGUGAAGAAGGAGCUGAGCCGGAAGGCAAAGCUCUCAAUUUACCGGUCGAUCUACGUUCCCACCCUCACCUAUGGU